GGUUGCCUACAGCAAAGAACUGGGAACAGGAGCAAGACAGCCUUAGCCGCUGGCAGAGCAAACAGCAUGGAUCCGAUAGCUUCAGCAGGACCCAUGGACAAUUCCGUGUUUGUGCGGGCACCCCACAACAGCUAUCCUGCGACCCAAGAAGGCAUGUGUCAGGUGGCCCUGUAUCCAAGCAACCAGCCCCAAGUACACCUACUUCCUGUGAACCCACCGGGUUUGAAACCAUCUGUGAGUGAGCAACCUGUCCGGAGAGCUUUGAAGGAGGGCAAAGCCUUAGGGGCCAUCCAGAUCCUGAUUGGCCUGAUACACAUCAGCCUCGGUUCCAUCAUGGCCACUGUACUCUCUGGACACUAUGCAGCUAUCUCACUCUAUGGAGGCUUUCCCUUCUGGGGAGGCAUCUGGUUCAUUGUUUCAGGAUCCCUCUCAGUGUCAGCAGAAAAUCAGCCAAAAUCUUCUUGCCUGCUGAAUGGCAGCUUGGGCUUGAACACCGUCAGUGCAAUCUGUUCUGUGGUUGGAAUCAUACUCUUCAUCAUGGAUAUGAGUCUCGCCCCCACCUAUGCCUACUCUCUCUCUUAUUCCCACUAUGCCACCUGGGGUGUGACCCCUGGCAUGGCUAUUUCUGGUGUGCUGCUCAUCUUCUGCCUCCUGGAGUUCUGCGUAGCAUGUGCAUCUUCCCACUUUGGCUGCCAACUGGUCUGCUGUCAGCACAACUACGUGGGUGUGGUCCUCCCGAAUAUCUGUGUGGCAAAUCCAGGGGUCAUCCCAGAACCAGUGAACUUGCCACCAACUUAUUUCAACGAGGUCCAGGGCUCCAGAUAAGCAAAGCCAAAGCUUCUAGAAGCAUCUUUCAGAGACCAAAAGAAGACCUCCCCUUUCUGGGCUUCUGAAACCCAGGAUCCCCCUUCCUUGACAAUCUAAGGGAAAUGUUUCUCUAACUGCAUGCAUUUUGACUUCAUUCAAUUCAGCAUGGUAAAUCUUGCAGUUCCUCUAUUAAAAAGGAGACAGAAAUUUAAAGUGGAUUUUAACCAAGAGAUCCUCCCUAGGGCCUUUGUGCCUGGGGCCUAGUGUGCUUCCCUGUGUGAGCUCAUGGGUUGGAAGUUCCAAUGUCUAGACAACCGAACCUUCAUUCUUUCAAUCGUUCGUUUGUUGAUUAAAUAUGUAUUGAGCAUUUGGUAUGUUCAAGGAAGUUUAACAUUGGGGAACACAACAAAGUCCCUGACUUCAAGGAACUUCUGGCCUCACAGAGGAGACAAUAACGCAAGCAAUUUUCUCUAACACAGGGCAGAAUGUGGGGAUGCACAGAGAGGGCUAUGAUUUAUUCUGACAGUGAUAGGGAAAGCAGAGAACAAGACUGGUUGAGGAAGCAACACUUGAGUGGGGCAUUAAAGGGGAUUUUUGAGUGCAAUAAGGAACCACACUGUUGGAGAGAUCUUGGGACAGAGUGAGUCAUCCACUACCAUGACUAAUCCUUUUAUAAGUCCUUUUAUAAACAAAAGUACUGCUGUAUCCACCAAUGUAGCAGUACUUGUGAAUAAACAUUGUCUUAAGAUAAGGUAUCUCCCAAAGUUAUGAGGCUAAUAUAUCUUUAUUUAUAAAAGGAUAGAGACUAAUUCAAAGAGAAAUGGCUAUGUCUAUAACUUCUAGAUCUACCCACAUUAAUUUAAAUAUUGUUAUACGUGAUGGCAAUUGGCUUCAAAAAGUUUAUAUGCUGGCAGAUAAUAGCAAAAAUCUCUGACAUCCAGGUGCCAUCAAAUUUCCCUUCACUACAGAAGCCCUGCAAGGAUUCUUUGUUGUUGUCACUAAAUACAGAACAUGAUUUUUAGCCUCUGACUAAAAGAAGAAACUUCUCCAAGAAGUUUCUUCUAAAUGGCUUGCAGUUUAGAGUUCCAUCUCCUGGGUGGCUCAGUCGUUGAGCGUCAGCCUUCGGCUCGGGUCGUGGUCCCAGGGUCCUGGGAUC
This is a messenger RNA of Zalophus californianus (California sea lion), 1963 nucleotides long. RefSeq names its product membrane-spanning 4-domains subfamily A member 8-like. The record is from RefSeq and is a predicted model, not a curated record. Gene Ontology annotation, cellular component: plasma membrane. The transcript is spliced from 7 exons. Lineage: Eukaryota; Metazoa; Chordata; Mammalia; Carnivora; Otariidae. Gene Ontology annotation, biological process: cell surface receptor signaling pathway. The coding region runs from base 67 to 825 and encodes 252 amino acids.